Molecule: messenger RNA, 2854 nt
Organism: Anguilla anguilla (European eel)
Lineage: Eukaryota; Metazoa; Chordata; Actinopteri; Anguilliformes; Anguillidae
Gene: stk33
Product: serine/threonine kinase 33
Biological process (GO): protein phosphorylation; mitotic DNA damage checkpoint signaling
Cellular component (GO): cytoplasm; nucleus
Molecular function (GO): ATP binding; protein serine/threonine kinase activity
Source: RefSeq, a predicted model, not a curated record
CGGAGGGUGAGAGGGAACUCGAUUUUCCACUUUCCCUGAGUGGAGCCUGUCCACCCUGUGGGCACUCUCCAACCGCAACCUGCAGAAAGGGAGCCAUACAUGCUACUGUAUCAAUGGCAGCAGAGCACAGUGAUUGACAUGAAGCGUUGUGAGCCCAGCAGAGCUUGUUGACAGAUGCUUGUGAAGCUGGAGAGAAAAUGGCUGCCCAGUGGAUCCGCGUGAACAGCGCGGAGAGGAAGGUGCCCCACACACGCAUGGAGGAUGAGGCUGCCGUUCAGCAAAUAUACGCAUUUGGGAAGAAGCUGGGCCAAGGCAGCUUUGGGGUGGUCUAUGAGGCCACCCACAUCGAGACGCAGAAGAAGUGGGCCAUUAAGAAGGUGAACAGAGAGAAGGCAGGGAGUCACGGUGUAAAACUGCUGGAACGGGAAGUAAGCAUAUUAAAACGAGUCAAUCAUGGGCACGUUAUACACUUGGAAGAGGUGUUCGAAACGCCGAAGAAGAUGUACAUGGUGACGGAACUGUGUGAGGGUGGGGAGCUGAAGGAGAUUUUGAAGAAGAAGAGGCAUUUCACGGAGGAAGAGGUCCGGCACAUCAUCCAUAGCUUGGCAGAAGCUACAGUCUACCUACACAGGAAGGAUAUUGUGCAUCGGGAUCUUAAGCUGGAGAACAUUUUAGUGAAGAGUUCCCAGAAAGGUGAAGAAAAUGGGCGGCUCCACGUCAAGAUAACUGACUUUGGUCUGUCGGUGCAGAAGGGCGGUGUGGGCAAUAAGACCAUGAUGCAGGCCACCUGUGGAACGCCCAUCUACAUGGCUCCAGAGGUGAUUGACGGUCAUGAGUACAGCCAGCAGUGUGACGUGUGGAGCAUCGGGGUCAUCAUGUACACGCUCCUGUGUGGGGAACCCCCCUUCCUGUCCAAGUCAGAAGACCGGCUGUUUGACAUCAUCAGGAAAGGAGAGCUCACCUUCACCGGCCCUGUGUGGGAUUCUAUCAGCGAAGGAGCUAAGAAGGUGUUGCGCUGUCUGCUGAAGGUAGAUCCCGCCCACCGCAUCACAGCCAGCGAGCUGCUGGAUAACCCCUGGAUCACAGGCGACACCUCCUCCCAUGACACGCCCAUCAACGUGCUGGAGAUGAUGAAGCAGUUUCGGGACGACCCGGAAGACGGGGAGAGCGCAGAGCCCCCGGACGGGCUGAACGGCCUCUCCCUGGAGCCGUCCCAGGACGCCGCGCCCGGGCCCCAACUCGGACCCGCCCCGGGACCGCUGCCCAGUUCACCCUGCAGCGCCACCACGGGGAUCAUGGACCCCGACCACGAAGGAGACACCGACAGCAGCAACAGCAGCCCCUCCACCCCGACCAAACAGAGAGCAAAGAAGAAGGCCAUCUUCACCUACAGUGAUACCACGAGGAAGAAUGGGUCCAGUGGGAAAGGUGGCAUUAGUUCUUGCUGCGCAGGCGGAGCAGGUGGAGGCGGAAAGCUGCUGGCCCAGGGGAGCAUCAAGCGGGGCAGCCCCCAGGAGAGGUGCGAGGCCGGCCCCUCCCUGGCGGGACCCCCCAGUCGCUCGCCGCUCUGCGCAGUGAAGGCGGACAGCCACAGGUCACCCUGCCUUCCAGCUGUGGGCAAGGACAGCAGAGCCCCAAAACUCUCUCCAAAAUCAAGGCCAAAAAGACCGUAUAAGCCCUCCUCAACCUUCACCAGGGAAAAGCAACCCUGGCGUACCUGUGACUCUUCUGUUUUCGUUCCGUCCGAGUUUGAGCACAAGAGUUUGAUGGAUUAUUAAGUGCCUGAGUAUUCAGAAAUGGCCAAACACCGAGUAUCUCCAGCACGACAUCGACUGCAUUCAUUCAUUAUACCUAAUAAUUAGUAUCAUUUUGUAGUUGUAGGUUUGUGUGGAGCAAAAGCCAGAAAGCUAUCUGGUGUAACGGAAGCAGGGAUGCCUACCCCUGCCCUACACAAUGUGCCAAAGGAAGGAUGCCCUGUGGCCUGGCACGGCUGGACUCGAGAGACCUGUGCUGCAUUCUCAAAUGCAGUGCUUCUGCACCUCGAUUUUCACUCGUAAUGGUCAAGUCCUGGACCAGCCAGUAGGAGGCGGUUCAUGCCCUGACUCUCUGCCUCCUCUAUGGCACCUCCCACAGUUGCAGGGUCCCACUGGCUCAAUUGUUAUUAUUCUUUGUGGACGGGGCAGAGAUUAGUAGUAGCAAUGGCGUGUGUUUGAAUGCAGACAAAUGUAGGCCACCCUACAGGCUGCUGAAGCUUUAACUUUCCUCAAGGCCUGUGAGUGCUGUGGCCACCUAUUAUGACAUCAUAUAUGUGCGCCUCAGUCUGGCCGUUGCAGUGAGCACCACUGCAUUAACUUAGGAAUUUUAAUGUGUUGUGGCAUUCUUGUUUGCUCUAACUGAUGUUGACCAAAUGGCACUCAUCAACAGACUUAGUAGAUAUGCUAAUUACGUGUGCAUGAAACUGAAAGGAAGCAUUUAUCGUUGGUAAUAUUGUAUCAGUCUUAAUAAACAUUUUGUAAAUUACCUAACAGGGGUUAUUGAAAAUUUGCUGCAUUUUAAUGAAUGUAUUGCCAUCGCUGACUGUUAGUGUUAAUUUACUUAACCAAUGGGUAAGGACAGAUAUUUAUGGCUUUUAUGGGUUGCAUUGUCACACAUCCUCAGUGAAGAAAUGUUUGCUUUGCCUCGAAACUGCAUCAUGGGAAAUGUACUGAAAGGGGAAGAGGUUUGUGCUGCUCAAGUGUUUGUGUUUGAUCACCUUUGACAUGAUCCAGUUGCCAAAUCCAACGAGGAAACCCUGCUAAACUGGCAAUAAAGUACCUUUAUAACUUUUUAAUAAAUAAUCAAGAAUUCCCCCAAA